This is a messenger RNA of Dioszegia hungarica, 780 nucleotides long. RefSeq lists its product as uncharacterized. The transcript has 11 exons. NCBI's taxonomy places the organism in Eukaryota, Fungi, Basidiomycota, Tremellomycetes, Tremellales, Bulleribasidiaceae. Bases 1 to 780 code for a protein of 259 amino acids. Gene Ontology annotation, cellular component: fungal-type cell wall. Gene Ontology annotation, biological process: fungal-type cell wall polysaccharide metabolic process. The record is from RefSeq and is a predicted model, not a curated record.
AUGUCCGGGAAGGCAGGCAUCAGCUGGCCCGUCCAGGAACUGACCAGCGACCCCGUCGCCAAGUUCUUCCAACCGGGCUCGAAGCUGUCAUGGCACUACAAUUGGAACAAGAACUGGUCGGAAUUACUGCCUGAUACUACACCUGGGCUCAAGAUUGAUGCGGAGUUCGUGCCUAUGCUGUGGAAGCCCGACUUCCUGCACAAUGCAGAUAAGCUGCAAGAAGGAUGGAGUAUGCUGCUGGGGUAUAAUGAGCCUGAUCAUAACGACCCGAGCGUCGCGAGUAGAUGCAGCGCCGUCGAUGCAGCUAGAAGCUGGAAGGAGGUUGCAAAGCUUCGCCGGCAGGAUCCCGCCAUCAAGCUUGUCUCGCCUGCUGUCGCCUCGGACAAAGGUUGGUUGAAGGACUUCUUCUCGUGCCUAGAGCCCGAUGAGAUGCCAGACAUCCUAGCGAUACACAUAUAUACCACCACCUUCGACAGCUUCAGGGCUAGUGCUGAGGAGUACUACAGCAUGUUCCGUCUGCCCAUUAUGAUUACCGAGUUUGCCGUGCAAAGCUUUUCUCGGAAUGUACCAGGUCCACAGAGUCAGCAGCAGGUGCACGACUUUAUGGGCCAGACGACAAAGUGGCUUGACGAGACAGGGUACAUCAUGCGAUAUUGCUGGUUCGGCGCGGUGCGAGAUCCCUCCAAUCUCCAUGGCGUACAUCCUUAUAACCGCUUAAUGGACGAGCAAGGGAAUGUGACUCCCCUGGGUCAUCAAUACAUCGCAGGCGGGCACGACUGA